Molecule: messenger RNA, 166 nt
Organism: Cetraspora pellucida
Lineage: Eukaryota; Fungi; Glomeromycota; Glomeromycetes; Diversisporales; Gigasporaceae
Source: the annotation of a GenBank genome assembly
UAUUUCUAUAGAGGUAAAUGGUUCUGAAAAUGAUUUAAUUUUUAAUUUUAAGAAAGCAUUAGAUAAAAAAAGAGAAAUUGGUGUUGAAGAAGAUAAAAGUCAUAAUAAUGUAGAUAAUAAAAAUGAUCAAAAUAAUGAAAAUGAUCAAAAUAAUAAAAGUGAUUAA